Messenger RNA from Cryptococcus amylolentus CBS 6039, 1116 nucleotides. RefSeq lists its product as hypothetical. Gene Ontology annotation, molecular function: ATP hydrolysis activity; ATP binding. Bases 1 to 1116 code for a protein of 371 amino acids. NCBI's taxonomy places the organism in Eukaryota, Fungi, Basidiomycota, Tremellomycetes, Tremellales, Cryptococcaceae. The transcript is spliced from 7 exons. The record is from RefSeq and is a predicted model, not a curated record. Gene Ontology annotation, cellular component: mitochondrial outer membrane.
AUGGCCCCGCGAGACGUCGGAAAGGUUGUCAUGGAUGUUGCAUUCUUUGCAGCAUCCCAAGUCGCCCUGUAUUACGCCCUUCGAUACGUUCUAUCGAGCAUGGACCCUAGCUCUUCAUCUUCGAAAAAGCACAAGGAGAAGGGAAAGAACCUGCUUUCGCAAACAGGCAUGAAUGAAGCGCAACUCGCAGCCCUCGACCUCGACGAGUAUGAGCAGAUCAUCGCCGCCGAGAUUGUCGCUCCUUCGUCUAUCGAUGUGACUUUUGAGAGCAUAGGGGGACUUGAUGAUAUCAUCUCGAACCUCAGAGAAACGGUCAUCUACCCCCUGACUUUCCCGGAGCUGUUUGCGAACGAGAACGGGUUGCUGAGCGCGCCGAAAGGCGUCCUGCUGUAUGGACAUCCGGGAUGUGGAAAGACCAUGCUGGCAAAGGCGUUGGCCAAGGAGAGUGGAGCUACAUUCAUCAACUUGCCUCUUUCGAGUUUAGUUAACAAAUGGUUUGGUGAAACAAACAAGCUUGUGGCGGGUCUCUUUUCACUGGCGACCAAGCUCCAGCCGAGCAUUAUCUUUAUAGAUGAGAUCGACACAUUAUUCAGAGAGCGUUCGCAGAGUGAUCACGAGGUCACGUCGAUGAUGAAGGCAGAGUUCAUGACCCUGUGGGAUGGCUUGACUACGACUAGCAAUGUCCGGGUGAUGGUCAUGGGUGCGACCAACCGGCCAAAUGAGAUCGACGCUGCUAUCCUUCGACGUAUGCCCAAGAGGUUCGCCGUCAAAUUGCCGAGCUACGAACAACGAGCCAAGAUCCUCAAUCUUAUGCUCGCCCAUACCAAACUCUCCCCCGACUUUUCAAUAGAGGAACUCGCCAGACGCUCAGACGGACUUUCAGGAUCAGAUCUUCGCGAGACAUGUCGGAAUGCUGCUAUGGUCCCUGUGAGAGAGUUGAUGCGCGAGAAGGGCAAGGCGGGCAUGGCUGGAUUGGAGCAGGCGCGGAAAGAGGGCUUCAAGGUCAGACCACUUACUAUGGAAGACUUUGUCGUGCACGAUUCUCAUGCCUACGCCUAUGUGGACCCGAGCAGGAAGACACCGGGGGCAUACAUGCAGGACGAGGGUCUUGAUUAG